AUGAAUUUACCAGCUUUGACAAUUUUGUUUUUCGCGAUUACGCAUAUUUCUUCAGGUCAAGAGCCGUGGAAAAGCGAAUGUGUUGAUGGAUUCAAACUUCUGUUUUUCAAAGAAAAGAAAAAUUACACUGAAGCAAAAUCAGCUUGUGAAUCUGCGGGAAGUUAUCUCGCCAAAGUUGAUAAUCAAAAAAUAACCGACGUUAUAAAUCCAGUACUCAAAAUCGAUCAAUUUAACGACAAAUUCUUUAUUGGAGGCAACGCCAUAGCUAAAGAAGAUGAUUGGAAAUGGCAGGAUGGGACUGACGUCAUAAUGAGAGGAGAGAAAGGAUAUCAAAACUGGUUAGCUGUCAAAAAAUUUAUAGAUUUUUCAACUUCUAUGACAAAUAAACGAGUAACAAAUCUCUUAGCCAAUUAUUGGCAACCUCAUUGUAACUAUGUGCAAAAAUCAUUUAUUGAGUUAAUAUCUUUUAAAACAGAGUUCCAAGGUCCUUAUCUGGAAAUACAAAGUACAGGUCAAAAUCAAAUGACUUGUGCUAAGACCAGGUGUAACCCGGGUACUAAUGUUGAAUGGUAUUAUGCGAGUUCCGUGAUACCAACAGAUCCUAGCAAGCGUGUUUAUCAAACAAAGCAAUCUGGAUCAGCAAUAUUACAUCUACAAAACGCAGAUAUAUCAUAUGCAGGGAACUACUCCUGUUGGUCUUGGGUUAAAAAUGGAGAAAAUAAAAUUAAUUAUGAAGUUGAUGGGACUCCAACAAUUAAUCAUAUUCAGAAAUACGCUUGCAACUCCGAUUUGUUGAUCUCGUGGGAACCUCACAAAAAUGCAGUUGGAUUUCCUCAUAGAAUUUCAGUACUAGGACCAUUGCUUAAGGGAGAAAGAAAAUGGGUUUCACCGCUGAAACCGCUGACACAGUCGACAUUGAUAAGUAAUUUAGAUUCGGAUACAACUUAUAAAAUAUGGAUUGAAGCAUGCUUAUCAAAAGAUGCGUGUACAGAAUUGGAGUCCGACACGUACGCACGAUCAAUCAUAAAAACAGGAGGAAAAGCUCUAAGCGCAAAAUCAGCUUUCUUUAAACAAAUUGAAGAAAAUGAAACCUGCAUUAUAUCAUGGGAUAUAGAUAAUGAAGAAAGCAUAGAAUUGUAUACCGUGGAAUUGGUUUUGAACUCAACUCUGGUCACAUCGCGGUCUUCUCAAAUACAAAAGGUAGACUCAAACGUAUCAAACAUGACAUCAGCAAGUGAGUAUCACUUUCAACCAAAGCCAAAUCGAGAGUACUCUGCGUCCGUUAUGAUAUUCAGUUGUGCUGGAUCAAGUAAAUCUUUGAGAGUGCGUGGUUCAUGUAGUGGAACUUCAAAAGCUCCAACAAUGGUUCAUCCUCCCAAAAUUGUUGGAGAUUCAGGGAUCAGCAAGAGUGGCGAAAUAAAUAUUACGAUACAAAUGCCUUAUGAAAGUAAUGGUCUUAUUAGUUGCAUAUUCGUACUUGUUGACAAGGACUGUUUUGAAACAAGCACUGAAUUUACAAUGGAUGAUUUGAUUACUUUCAACAGCACAGCGGAUGGGAAAAAAUACAUUGCCAUGGCAAAUCAAGUUGCGAACAUAAAAGAAAAGACUGUAAACGUUACACUCGGAGACGAGUCAGUAACUCAAUGUGACAUCGCAGGAUUUGAAGCGACAGAUGUGGCUAUGGGAACCGACUUUUUAUUCAUCGGGACAAAUCGGAAGUUAAAUAAAGAAAAUUUCCCCAGCAUUUCGAUCGUUUCUGCAACACCAUCCGAAAAAGAGAUUUACUUCAAAAAAAGUUUGCGGAUAACGUUGGGAAAAGAAAAGAAAUCUUUUACUUUCAACUUCCCGAGUUUUGUGAUUGGUUUCAUUAUCCCACUGUUGUUCCUCGGAAUCACUGGAUGGAUCAUACGAAAACUUAAGCUCAAGAUAGAGGAAAUGGAACAAAACGAAGCCAUAAAAAUUCAUAACUACGAAACCAUAUCGGAUCAAGCAACAACUUCCACCCAUCAAACUGCCGGAACGACAUACGAAAAUGUAUUAGAAGAAAUGGCUGGUUAUGAACAUCCACUUCCUUCAACAAGUGUUCAAGCCAACAAGAAACCUUCUACGAAAAUUACAGGGCUUGAUUGAGUGUUAUCACACAAGAACUCACAGCCAAUUUUUAACUUUGCAUUAAA
This is a messenger RNA of Styela clava, 2177 nucleotides long. The record is from RefSeq and is a predicted model, not a curated record. NCBI's taxonomy places the organism in Eukaryota, Metazoa, Chordata, Ascidiacea, Stolidobranchia, Styelidae.